GAAAAGGCCAUAAAUUGCCUCGCAGAGCGCUUUUCUUGCUGUAGGACAUUCCCUGGAGGAAGAGUUAAGAUGCAGAUUUUGCGUCAGAUGCUAUCAAAGGCUCCGAGGACUUGGCUAGGUUAAAUCUCUCUGCCACAUGUGCCUGAGCAGGUUGUUUGCAAAGGUCAAUCUCCCAGUCUCUUGCAGCAGCAGCUAACAUUUCUCAGCUGCUCUUGGCUCAGUCCUCAAGAUACACCAUUCGAAGGAAGAUUUGCAUUAUUUAGAUUUGCAUUAUUUUUUUUUCAUUUCUUUUUGUUUUGUUUUAUUUGAAAGUAGGCACAUUGCAAAACAAUAAAAAAAACAACAACAGCAACUUACAAUGACCCUAUUGCACAUGCACCUGUAUUUCAUCAGCUUGGUCUUCUGGAUUAUACCGAAAUCAAGCUCUUUUAUACUGUCCAAUGCCACUGAGCUAUUGUAUCCCUCCAGCAGCCCUCAGGCUGGUUUAGUGUCUGCCCUCGGGGUGCCGAGGAGUCGCCGAAAGCGAUACAUCUCUCCGUGGGACAUGAGUGCUCUUUUGGACUACCACAACCAAGUACGGGCACAGGUCUCUCCGCCAGCUGCCAACAUGGAGUACAUGGUGUGGGAUGAGAGACUAGCCAAGUCUGCUGAAGCCUGGGCCGCACAGUGCAUAUGGGACCAUGGGCCACCACAGCUGAUGAAAUACAUUGGCCAGAACCUCUCCAUCUACUCUGGCAGGUACCGGUCAGUCGUGGAUCUAGUGAAAUCCUGGUAUUACGAGAAGCAGCAUUACUCCUUCCCCUACCCUCGUGAAUGCAAUCCCAGGUGCCCCUCCAAAUGCAGUGGUUCUGUCUGCAGCCAUUACACCCAGAUGGUGUGGGCCUCCUCCAACAGAAUCGGCUGUGCCAUCAACACCUGCACUAACAUGAAAGUGUGGGGCAGCACAUGGCGGCAGGCAGUGUACUUAGUGUGCAACUACGCCAUCAAGGGCAACUGGAUAGGAGAAGCUCCUUACAAGGUGGGGAGACCGUGCUCUGCCUGCCCACCCAGGUAUGGAGGCCUCUGCAGCAACAACAUGUGCUUCGCGGGAUUCCAAUCCAACAAAGUGAGCGGGCUCUGAGCCUCGGAGAGCUCUUCCCGGCAGCUGGAGAAGUAGAGCUGCAGCUGGCGACAGGAGCGCGAGGGAAAUGCUAUGGACAAUGUUGUGCAAACUAGGGGAAUUAUUUAUAACUGUGACAUUCCAGGCUGCUUCUCCCCAAGCUGCAUUUAGGAAGCUUUAGUCAGGAAUGGCUCUCAAGAGCUGGCAGCAUCUUCCUGUCAUUAUUCUCUGCUCUCCCAGCUAUAGCCUGCUCCCCGAGUGCUGUAUAGGGACUGACUGUGCUGUCACCCUGUCUCUGUUGCCCAGCUCCCGAGGGAACGUGUGUGGCGGUUCUCCUAUGAGGGUGUUGCAGGUAGGGGGGUAUUGCAGGAGCAGUCACACUGAGAUGCCUGUCUUGUUCCCAGCUCUAAGGUUCCCCUCACUCGCCUCCUGCUCACAUGUAAGGCAGCUGAUCAUUGUCAGUAGUGCUCAGACUUUCCUCUCAUCACCCACGGCCCUGCCAGGGCUGAGCAGGCAGGGAGGUGACACCACAUACGGGCCCACGACCUUCCUUGUCA
Molecule: messenger RNA, 1656 nt
Organism: Pelodiscus sinensis (Chinese soft-shelled turtle)
Lineage: Eukaryota; Metazoa; Chordata; Testudines; Trionychidae
Gene: R3HDML
Product: R3H domain containing like
Source: RefSeq, a predicted model, not a curated record